AUGACGUUUUUUGGAACACUCCCGCCGGCACUUGUUGUUUUCACGGUCGACGUGGUGUUCCAGUUGUUGGUGGUAGCAACCAUUUCACUGGGAGCGUCAGCGACCUACGGUCUCCGCAAACUCUCGGUCUUUAAAGGAAACUCUGUCACUACAGACCAAGAAAGCACUCUACAGACCGUGGCAAAAUCUCUAAGGUCUCCUACCAAGUGGAACUUCAUGUUUUCGCUGUUGUCGGUAAGCAUGGUCACCAUUGCAUUUGUCCCAGGACUGUUCCAGUUAGGAUUGGAGGUAACAGAGGGAGUAACAGGCACCACGGCCGGUGUCACCAGAGUAAUAGGAAAGGGAAGGAUUUUUUCAGUCCUGCCUCAGUUCCCUUCGAACGACGGACUUUGCGAGGGAGAUUGUGAGAAAAUUGUACGCCUGGACAGGGCAUUGGCGGAAGAGGUCUUAAGCGGUACAUACCCGGGACUCACACCCGAAGAGCCAGUGUUUUUUGGGCCCGACGCAGUAUGGGAGGGGGUGGCAAGAGGCGAACACGUCACAACAACACUAGUAGGUGCCAGGUUUGAUAGGCCCUUCGCUUUGCAUACCAAGUCAUCAGCGGUCUGCGCACAUGUGGCAACGACCUCAGUGAGCUACGCGGCACUCUACAGGGACCCCGUCCGCGAAGACAGAUAUGGAUUAAACAUGUCUGACAUCCCCUUGACAACGUGUGAAAAUAGCCAACCAACUUGGUACGCGGAAGAAACCGACAACCCAUGGGGGAUUAGGGAAGUCGGCCUAAUACCGUACCCUACAUGGAUAGAAGACGCCAACGUGCAGACUGCGGCUCCGAUGAGGUUAAACACAUCAUCGACGAGGAUUUCUUCGUCUCUUUUCACCACUGAGAGCAGGAUACUUGAUCCAAUGGGGAUUGAAUUAGUGAACGGGACGUCCCAACAAUACACACGUGUACGUGUAAUAUCGGACUUCGCAAGUAGUUGUGCCUCUCAAUUGGCGGAGAUGGCCGGUUUGACAUUGUCAGGUAAAACAAAGUGCGCAGUCUUUGUAAGAGCCGUGUGCGCAUUAGACACAGUCGCUGGGGGGCGUUACGGCACUGAUCGUGAGAACAUACCAUGUUGGGCAGCUAGCCAGACAUCGCAGGGAUACGUAUUUUCAGAAAACUUUACGCCGGAUUGGUUUGGUAUCGACGAGAUAAUGACGCAGAGAAGUCCACGGCGGUAUGUGACCGUUGCUCUAGCUCUGCUCGCGAACGGGGUGCGGAACGUUACGGUAGGAGAGCAGGAGCUACCGAUAUACGGCCAAGUGGUUAGCUACAACAGCCAAUGCUUGUAUGCGGUAGGAUUAUUGCUGGUAACCACAGCAGUAUACGCCGGAUUAAAGUUUGCUUCCGCUCCGCUUCCGCUAUCAUUGCCCAGGACGGUUAGUGAUGGAUAUGAACUUAGAUGUAGGGAAACCGGUGCGUCAGAAGAGAGAUGUGGUGCACCGUACAAAACGUCGGGGUUUCGACUGGGAAUAUCAUACAAUGACGAUGAAGAGUAUGACCACAUUGGAGUAACAUCUGAGUCGAAGCCUUAUAGGCGGGAACUUCGUGGAGCGAAACCCCACAUGGUGACCGGUGGCUAG
Molecule: messenger RNA, 1626 nt
Organism: Phaeodactylum tricornutum CCAP 1055/1
Lineage: Eukaryota; Bacillariophyta; Bacillariophyceae; Surirellales; Neidiaceae
Exons: 1
Coding region: 1-1626 (541 amino acids)
Source: RefSeq, a predicted model, not a curated record